AUGUCUUCACUCAUCGACAAGGUCAAGGACAAGCUUUCCAGCCACUCCGACAACAAGACUGAGCAGCCUGAGAGCACUCACGGAACUCACAGCUCCCGCACUGCCAAUGCUGCCGACCCUCGCAUUGACUCCGAUCGCGAUCACCGCGAGGCUUUGGGCCGCCAUGAUGGCGCUUACACCACUGGUGGAGAUAACUACUCCUAUGGCGAGUCCAACACCAAGGGCAUGAACACCGCUGGCGACACACUCACUUCAUCUGGCACAACUGGCCCUGCUCCCACAACCGCCGGCAUGCACAAGUCCGACAUGAUGAACAAGGCCGACCCCAGAAUCGACUCAGAUCUCGAUGGCAGCAAGAACAUGGGCCUUCGUUCCGAGAAGGCCACCCAUGCUGGAACCACCAGCUCUACCUAUGGAACUGGAACCACCACCACUGGCUCCAGCACUGGAACCAGCGGCACCGGAACCACAUUUGGUUCGACCGGUCCUGCUUCAAAGACUGCCGGCGCACACAAGUCCGACACAAUGAACAAGGCCGACCCCAGAAUCGACUCUGAUCUUGAUGGCAGCCGCAACAUGGGCCUCCGCUCUGAGAAGCAAACUCGUGAUACUGGAGCUACCAGCGGUUAUGGAGUUGGAACUACAACCACUAGCACUGGAAACACAUACAGCUCGACUCAGCCUGGCUCCAAGUCUGCCGGCGUACACAAGUCCGACGCUCUGAACAAGGCCGACCCUAGAAUCGACUCUGAUCUCGAUGGCAGCCGCAACAUGGGCCUCCGCUCUGAGCAGGCUACCCACGAUCUUGGAACCACCAGAACUGCUGGUACUUCGGGAGCUACUACCGGCACGGGAUUCGGUACCGGCAUGGGAACUGAUACCCUCGGAGCCGGCAGCGGCAUCAACACCUCCGGCAGGUCUGGUGACUACACAUCUGGUACAUCUGGCCUAGGCACCCGUAGCUCAGGAACUGACACCUACUCUGGGUUGGGCAAUACCUCAAGCCUCGGCUCAGGAACUGAUACCUACUCUGGUAUGGGCAAGACUUCAGGCCUCGGCUCAGGCACAGGCACCGGUGCCUACUCCGGCGUGGACACAACUUCGGGAUACGGCACUGGUAACUUGGGCUCUGGUGAGCGCAACUUGGGCCAACAGACUGGCACUCUUGGCAGCGACACGACCACCAGCGCAUAUGGCGGUAUGGGCAGCACCGGCACCGGCUUUGGAUCUGAGCGCCACGCUACCGGCCCAGCUUCCAACACUGCUGGCCCCCACAAGUCUGACAUGAUGAACAAGGCCGAUCCUCGCGUGGACAGCGACCUCAAUAACAGCAAGACCUUUGGAGGCGACAAGACUUACCAGUCGUAAG
Molecule: messenger RNA, 1369 nt
Organism: Trichoderma atroviride IMI 206040
Lineage: Eukaryota; Fungi; Ascomycota; Sordariomycetes; Hypocreales; Hypocreaceae
Source: RefSeq, a predicted model, not a curated record